This is a messenger RNA of Nelumbo nucifera (sacred lotus), 2113 nucleotides long. RefSeq names its product putative carboxylesterase 11. NCBI's taxonomy places the organism in Eukaryota, Viridiplantae, Streptophyta, Magnoliopsida, Proteales, Nelumbonaceae. The record is from RefSeq and is a predicted model, not a curated record. Gene Ontology annotation, molecular function: hydrolase activity.
UGUCCUUGUCUUGUCUGAUCGAAACAGUGAGUGACACCCCCCUCCCUAUUUUUGUCAUUCAAAUCAAAAACUCGAAACCUCUUCUUCUCUACUGUCUCGCAAUUGAAUUCAACCAGUCUUCUUCAUGUAUCAAAUCUCCAAUCGAAAUCCUAGAAUACCACCAUAAAUGUAACCUGAAAGGGGAAAAAAGUAGAAACAGACAAUUCUCCUGUACGUUAACCUUUCUCUUGCCUGCCCUCUGGCGUCUGCAUUAACAGAGAGUGUUUAGAGAGGGAGAAAGUGAUAGAGAUGCCAAGCGUCGCUGUAAAGCUCUACAGCGUGUUCUUCAAACUCCUUCUGAAACAUCGUUUGCAGAAUAGAAUACAGAGCACAUUUAAUGACAACAACGCUUUCGGCGUUACGUCUCGUCCUGAAGAAACUAUCGCCGCUGCGAACCCUUCCUUCACCGACGGCGUCGCCACCAAAGACAUCCACAUAGAUCCCUUCACCUCUCUCUCCGUUCGAAUUUUCCUCCCCGAUACCUGCCUCGCCGCCGCUGAUUCUGAAAGGCAAUCUCAAUCUAGGGUUAGGGUUCGGAAUUCUUAUAGAUCGCCAGAUCGAGGUUACGCAUCCGCGACUAUCGACGCAAGGCACGACCUCUACCAUCUUCGUCGUAACAGCUAUGACCCUUCCGGGACAACCAAAUCCGUAUCUCCGACCGACCAGCUCCGCAGGAGCAGCUACGGUGGCAGCAGCGAUACCGAUGCCCUGAUUUCGAAGCAGGAAAGUGGAACUUAUAGAGGUUACUCCCCGUCCCUAGAAAAUGACCACCAGACUUGUCGGAAGUUGCCUCUGAUCUUGCAAUUUCACGGUGGCGGGUUUGUUGCUGGUAGCAAUGAGUCCGCGGCCAAUGAUUUCUUUUGUAGACGGAUCGCUAAGUUGUGUGAUGUGAUUGUUAUCGCCGUGGGCUAUAGGCUUGCGCCAGAGAAUCGUUAUCCGGCUGCAUUUGAGGAUGGUCUCAAAGUCUUGAACUGGCUGGGGAAGCAGGCAAAUCUGGCCGAGUGUAGUAAGUCUCUCGUGAACACACGCGGUUCCGGUGCUGGCGCUGGCGCUGGUGCUGGUGCUGAUGCCAGGAGAUCUGAUGUUCAUCGGCACAUUGCUGAUGCAUUUGGAGCAUCAAUGGUGGAGCCUUGGUUGGCUGCUCAUGGAGAUCCCUCCAGGUGUGUUCUCCUAGGUGUGAGCUGUGGUGCAAACAUUGCAGACUAUGUUGCUAGAAAGGCUGUUGAGGCAGGCAAGCUUCUAGAUCCUGUGAAGGUGGUAGCACAGGUUUUGAUGUACCCUUUCUUCAUUGGGAGUGUCCCCACACAUUCAGAGAUUAAACUUGCAAAUUCUUACUUCUACGACAAGACCAUGUGCAUCCUUGCAUGGAAGCUUUUCCUACCUGAGGAGGAGUUCAGUCUGGACCAUCCAGCAGCCAAUCCCCUCAUCCCAGGGAGGGAGCCACCACUGAAGUAUAUGCCUCCAACACUAACAGUGGUGGCAGAGCAUGAUUGGAUGAGAGACCGUGCAAUUGCAUACUCAGAGGAGCUUCGAAAAGUUAAUGUUGAUGCACCAGUUCUUGAGUACAAGGAUGCUGUUCAUGAGUUUGCAACACUUGACAUGCUCCUUAAGACUCCGCAAGCCCAGGCCUGUGCCGAGGACAUUGCAAUUUGGGUUAAGAAGUAUAUCUCACUCCGGGGUCACGAAUUCUCUUACUAAUUAGUAGGUAAAAGGAAACCCAGAACCCAGAAACAGCUGCAGCAGGAGCAGGAGCAUCAAUUUUUGUAUCUACAUUUCAUCUACAAGAUAGGGGUAAGUUGAAUUGCGUGAUUCAUGCCAAUAUAGCCACGUUGUUUGUAGGAAUGUUCCACAAUUUUUUUAUUUACCUGUUUAUUUUUGUAAGAUAGAGAAUUUAUUUGAGGGUAGGGUUUAUAGUUGGACAAUGAGCAUUUUCCUCCAUGUCUUGAGGUCAUAUGCGUAUGUUCUUAGAACUUUUUUUUUUUUUUUUGCUCUUGUUCUUUCUAUUUGUCCUUUUUCACUACGAGAUGUAUUAUUCACCGUGAAUAUAAUCAAUUAAGAGAUGCAUUCAUUUUCC